Messenger RNA from Colletotrichum karsti, 1269 nucleotides. RefSeq lists its product as uncharacterized. Lineage: Eukaryota; Fungi; Ascomycota; Sordariomycetes; Glomerellales; Glomerellaceae. The transcript is spliced from 5 exons. The coding region runs from base 1 to 1269 and encodes 422 amino acids. The record is from RefSeq and is a predicted model, not a curated record.
AUGGCAGAACACCAUCCACUUCCCGCGCUGCCUCCUCAGCAACACCAGCCGAACCAGCAAUACUAUCCGCAAAACGACGACGAAUAUCAAGAACAAGCCCCGUAUCGUCCAUACCAGCAGUACGAGCAACCUCAGCCUGUUCAACCGCCGCCGUCCCGCGGUCAACCCCAGACCCAGAAUCGACAGCAACAACAGCAACAACAGCAGCAGCAGCAGGAACAGCAGAGACAUCCCAGAUCGCGACCGAGGACUUUCAGUUUCCAGUCAAACAAGUCCCAUAAGAGCUCGGGAAGCACUGGGAAGAUCGACUUACACGAGACAACCGAGGAGAAGGAAGCUAGAAGACUCCAUACCAAGGCAGACCCCACCGUCGCUAUGAGCGAAGCUGAGCCUUCUGCCGUUCAGGCUAUGACCAAAUCUUCUCUGGCUCCCCUGCGCUCGAUUCAACAUAAAGACGGUCUCGGCAAUCCCAUUGCUGAACCUGAUCGAUCCAACCCAACCCGCAGUCGAUGGGAGCGACCUCUGGAUACGAUCCGCAGCUUCGAGGCCGCCAUCGAUGGAGGUUAUCGUGACCGAGACCGCCAUACCGAGUCCAUCGCAACAUGGAACCGACGGAGCAGUUACUAUGCGACUAGCGGAGGUCGUCACCCCCAAGACAGCUACUAUGGUAGCCGACCGACUUCGUACCGGCCCGAGAGCAGCCAGUUUGGCAUGGGAAACAAUCGCCAAAGUUACUACGACAAUUACCAAAACGGCGGAGGCUACUACAAUGGGAACGACAUCCCUUACCGCCAAAGGGUACCGAGAACUCAGACCGACCCUCACAUGGGUGGCUAUGGACGAGGCGAUCAGAACAUCUACCCUCUUCCCAACAAGGAUCGCUCGUACGAGACUGUUACAUCGGCUGCCGGUAGUGGAAGCUCCGCGGAGCAGGCAGGGUACCACACAGAUCCGACCAGCAGCGACAACAGCUCCAUUGAGCGCGAACGCGAGCGCGCUCCACCCCCUAAGCCGGAGCCGAUCAACGACUAUGGCAUUGGCUUUAGCCAACCCCAAUCAUACCAACCGGCAGCGUUCAAGGUCGACAAUGGUGCACCGAGCAGCCAACAGCAAGCCUACCAGCCAGUAAGCAGCGGCCCUGCGAUGCCCGAGAAAGCGAACGUGCUCCGAAGACCGGCAGCUGCUCCCCAGAAACAGCCAACGCCGCAACGGCCCGAGUCUGUCAAGAGAAAGAGCUGGUUUUCUCGCAGGUUCAGCAAGUCGUCGUGA